AUGUGGAUAUCAAACGCCAGGUGGACAUCAAGCGACGAAAACAAAGAAAAUAAAGAAAAUGUUUGCCCAGAUGAUGCCAAAACCCAACCAAAGGAUACACCAAUAGCCACCACUAUGCAGGUUAAGCAACCAACCAAAGCAUCCAACCCCUUGUCAGCUGACCACAUCUUAGUAACCACCAAAUCCACCAUCACAUUACGUAAACAAGUUGCAAGACCUUUUAUCGGUGACAAUUUAGUUGACGCAUUAUCAAACGCAGAGUCCAAUUGUGAGUCAACUAGCAAUAGGCUUCCAUCGAAUAAGGCCCCCUGCACUGCAGCCAUCAACGGUGUCAACUACACACUGUCAAACCGAAUUGAUAAUUGGCUGUCAAUGAGCGACACGCUUCCAUCCAUCAAAACCACCUACGGAUCUGAUAAACCCGCUGUCGGUGAGUUAGCCAGUGGUGAUUUCGUCGAUGCACCCUCAAAUGAAGUUUCUUACUGCGAGACAACAGGCAACAUAACCACCUGUGGAUCUGAGGAACAAGCCUUCAGUGAUGCAGCCAGUGACGAUAUCGUCGACUUACCGUCCACCGAAGUGUCCGAUUCUGACUGUACUUGCGAUUCUUUAGUAACAGGUAAAUCCGCCAACGUUUCAGAUUAA
Mesocestoides corti is the source of this 645-nucleotide messenger RNA. The record is from the annotation of a GenBank genome assembly. NCBI's taxonomy places the organism in Eukaryota, Metazoa, Platyhelminthes, Cestoda, Cyclophyllidea, Mesocestoididae.